Molecule: messenger RNA, 2236 nt
Organism: Talpa occidentalis (Iberian mole)
Lineage: Eukaryota; Metazoa; Chordata; Mammalia; Eulipotyphla; Talpidae
Product: syncytin-1-like
Exons: 4
Coding region: 440-2236 (598 amino acids)
Source: RefSeq, a predicted model, not a curated record
CUGAACAUCCAGGUUCUUGCCUGAAGCAGGUACUGAAUGUUAGCUCCAGGGAAGGUUUCAAGUUUCCUAUUGUGACGACUGAACCUUUCCCCCUGCUUGCUACUGUGGCUUGUUUGCAUUGGUGGUCUCUCCUUGCUAGAGAUAACGAGAGACCUCCUCCUCUGAACCCUAUAUAACAUUGUACACAUUCCUGAAUAAAUGAGACUGGCGAUGAUCCUGGCUUUGUCUCCACUCCUUGCGUACCCCUGUCCCAUACCAAGCCCCUGCUUCCUCCCCCGGGUACCCCGUUGAUCUGCCCGGCUGGCCCGGACAUUUGGCGCCCAACGUGGGGCCCGGGUACGAGGAAGAACUUACAGAGGGAGAAGAUGCCCGAAAAGGAAGCUAGCUAGCUCAGGAGGAAGCCUUAUCGACGUGGGACCCUGCCGCGUCGUGGAUAAGUAUGGUGACCACUUCCUGGCUCAUCCUCUGUGCUGAGAUGUUACUUUUCUCCUCGGCCUUCGCCGGCUUCGGAGACACAGGCCAACUGAUGUCCUUGACUGAAGCACUGUACGGUAAACCCUGUGAUUGUAAAGGGGGUUACAUAAAAAUGUCGCCCACCAGCUAUACCUCUCAGGUGACCUGUACUGGUGCCAUUGCCUACUUGGUAACCACUUGCUAUGGGCCCACAAGCCGUCAGGCCUGUUACAAGUGCCUGAAAACCUCCGUAAACCUCUCUCCGGGCGGGCGGUGCCCCUGCACCAGUUUUCUUUCUUCAGUCCACUCCUCGUGCUACAAGACUUUUUCUCAAUGCACGGCCAAUAAUAAUAAGACUUAUUAUACUGCUGUUCUUAUCAGGAAGUCCCCUGCAAAUCAGCCACUGGCCUCUACCUUGCUGACCACCUGUGGUGCUAACAAAAAGGUCGGUGACACAGUGUGUUGGGCAACUACUGCCCCAGUACAUGUCACCGAUGGAGGAGGUCCUCAAGACAAAGCCAGAGAUCACUUUGUCAGUACAGUCUUAAAACAGCUUGCACCACGCCUUCCCCCUGCGCUUAGCUACCAUCCACUUGCCCUUCCUGCUGAAAGACAAAAGUUGGGCAUUGACUACAAUACUUUUAAUAUCCUCAACUCUUCGUUCAAUUUACUUAAUUUAACAAAUUCCUCACUGGCCAAUAAUUGUUGGCUAUGUUUACAAAUGGGUUUCCCUGUGCCUUUGGCCUUUCCAACAACCAAUUCCUCACUUGCGCCCUACCAUAAUUGUUCUUUCUCGGUUCCCAUCUUGGUUCAGCCUAUCCAGUUUUUUGAGGCGCAUUGUUUCACUUCCGAUCUUAAUACCUCUCUUGACUUGGGCGCACUAGCUUUUUCAAAUUGCUCCACUUUUACCAAUGUCACUUCUCAGGUGAAUUCUCCUCUUUGUCCUCCCGUGGACACUGUUUUCAUUUGUGGAAAUAACCGGGCGUAUACCGCAUUGCCGACUAAUUGGACUGGUCAAUGUGUGUUGGGGUUCCUUCUACCUGACAUAGACGUUGUUCCUGGAAGUGAGCCCAUGCCCAUUCCAACAGUUGACCAUUUUUUCAGUAGAAGUAAGAGAGCAGUACACCUGAUUCCCUUAUUUGCAGGCCUGGGUAUAACUGCCGCCGUGGCCUCAGGGACAGCUGGAUUAGGCAUAUCUCUCUCACAAUAUACUAAACUGUCUCAACAACUUAUUAAUGAUGUUCAUGCUCUUUCUAGUACUAUUCAGGAUCUUCAGGAUCAGGUUGACUCCUUAGCUGAGGUAGUCCUUCAAAAUCGACGGGGCCUUGAUUUGCUAACUGCGGAAAAGGGGGGUAUUUGCUUGGUCCUGCAGGAGAAAUGCUGUUUCUACGCCAACAAAUCAGUAAUUGUCCGCAAUAAAAUCCGACAGUUACAAGAUGACCUGGAAAGAAGACGCCAGGAACUAGCUGAAAAUCCACUCUGGACUGGUCUCAAUGGACUCUUACCUUACCUUCUUCCCCUCAUGGGUCCCCUAUUAACCCUUUUGAUAUUGGUUGUCCUGGGUCCUUACAUUUUUAACAGAAUAAUCUCCUUUGUAAGACAACAGAUUCAGGGGCCUCCCCGGAGCCUGGUUUUUGAUUACUCAGUGAGCGUCAUUCAUCUCCGUGAUGGUUCCCGUGCAUCUCCCCACAAACCUAGGUCGUGGUCUCAGGGACCUGGGCAGCUGGGAUCCACGUAUGCUUUUCGAUUGGCAUGUGCUGGCUUUGUGGUUGUGGGAGUGUAG